This is a messenger RNA of Coregonus sp. 'balchen', 26744 nucleotides long. Lineage: Eukaryota; Metazoa; Chordata; Actinopteri; Salmoniformes; Salmonidae. The record is from the annotation of a GenBank genome assembly.
GACUUUUAUUUUUAAGGUAAAUCGCCGAGGUCACGGCCUUAUUCUUGCUAGGUCUUGUUUAUUCCUGCCUGCGGAACGGAGAUCUUCACAGCCGUAUUAUUUGCUAUCUGUGACGUUAUCCUGAUAAAUUUCCAGGCAGGCUUGUUAGUGCAAAAGUAAGUAUUCUAUCGUCCUUUCUAUUUUAAAAUGUGAGUUGCCAUUCAGUGUCGCAUCAUCUUCGGUGAAGAAACCCCGUUCGUUACACCCAUGUUAUUGAAAUUGCCUACGCCUAAUAACAUUAUUGCCAGGUCUCUUGCCGUAACUCUAAUUAAUGUACAUUUUAAAGCUACAUUAGGGUUCCAUUUUAUUUUAUACAACGAUAUCAUGGUGUUUUGAUGCACUCUUGCGUAAUAGCCACCUAUUUGUCUAUUCGGGAAUGGUUUAAAUGAUUGUGGAAUGUGCACAUAAAUAGCACCCCAUCUCCCAAGAUCAUGGCCACAAUCUGUUACAUCCUAAUUUUCUUCCAUUCAAAAAGGUACUUUAAAGGUCCACGAGCCUGAUACAACCUACUAGCCCAUCCUAUCUAUGUCUCAGUAGCACGGGUUCCAUCAAUGAUUCGUAUAUACACUAAAUGACUGAUAGGGGGCGCUGUGUUGAGGCCACCACGCCUCCAUUUUGGCACUCUUUGGAAGCUAUAUAAAUGCAUGUAUUAUUGUCUUCAAUCGUUUUUUCCACAUGUAUUCUAUUACACACACCUUAAUGCAUACUUUUAAAUUAUGUUAUGUGAGCUAAACAUAAGUAUAAAAAAAUAUAUAAAGACAUUUUCCUUAAAGUAUAUAUAUUUGAGAUGACUAAUGUUAUAUGUAAUUUUGUCCUUGAAACAUUUAAUUGAAAUACUGUAGAAUUCCAUUAAUUCCUAUGGAGGAGUGUUCGUACUGGGGAGUGUCAAUAUGGCCAACUAACUGGUGGCUUCAAAGCCUCUCAAUGGUAGUCCUUUGUAUCUCAGUUGGUAGAGAAUGGCACUGUAACGCCAGAGUAGUGGGUUUAAUUCCCAGGACCAAACAUACGUAAAAUCUAUGCACGCAUGACUGCAAGUUGCUUUUGAUAAAAGUGUCUGCUAAAUGGCAUAUAUUAUUAUUAUUAUUAUUAUUAUUAUUAUUAUUAUUAUUAUAUUAAUGUCCAAUACAUAGCAUCAGCAAUCCAGGGUUUAUAUCCAUAAUUGGUUUCCAUCUGAUUGGCGAUACAUUUUCAUACAAAUAUUAUUGAAUAUGCAUAAAGAAAAUAUGCAAAUUUUCCCACCAGUGGUGUGUUUCCAACAAACGGACUUGUGUGAUGACAGGUUAGCGGAUACAGUGCUGGGAGGCUGUGCGGGUAGGCUAGUCUAUGAUGAGAUUAUUAUGGAUAAGAGUAAGAAUAUUUUUAUUUGUCAAAUGGCAGUCAAGCAUAGAUCGCCAUGGCACCAGAAUAAGACACUCUAUAUUUAUUGGAAAGGAGCAUCAAGAUCAGUGGCGAUAUGAACAAAAAAAUUGAUAAAAUGUUUUUAGAUGCAUGCCAGCAAAGCCACUACACAACACAACACUAAACAAUACAUUAAUUGCACUAUAACAGUGACAAACGGUGCCCUCAAACUGUUAGGGCCCAACAGCAGUCCCAACAGCAGUCCCAACAGCAGAGUCCCAACAGCAGUCCCAACAGCAGUCCCAACAGCAGUCCGAACAGCAGUCCCAACAGCAGUCCCAACAGCAGUCCCAACAGCAGUCCCAACAGCAGUCCCAACAGCAGUCCGAACAGCAGUCCCAACAGCAGUCCCAACAGCAGUCCCAACACCUUACCACUGCUACACCUGUCUAUCAGCGGAGCCUUGUCUGGCAGCAACACAGUUAAUUCAGCCUCAACAUAGCUGAUAUGGUUGACUUGCUUAAAUAAAUGUGGUUUCUACUGACAAUUGAGAUGUACAAACUAUGGCAUAAGGCGAUGACGAGCGCAUAAGAGGCAAUCCGUAAUUUCGAUUAAGACAUUAAUGAGCGAGCUAGGACGGACGUUGUCAAUAUAACUAUUUGUUCAGCACUUUUGAAAUGUACAGCGACAGAAUUCAGAACAUGGUAUUCAGAACAUGGUACAGUAUUCUCCCUGUACACCAAGUCAGAACCGUAGGAUAAAUAAAGGGGGCAUAUAAGCAGACAAUGAAAGCUCUUACAAUAUUCGAUGAUGACAUUUCUCUAAAACAGGUUUAUAGGCUACAUGUGCACCACCAAGUCAGAACAGUAGGCUAAGUUAUGAUGGGGAAAGGGACCAAAGCAUACAAGAUAUGUUUGGACUCACCUUGUUGUGCUGUGCUCACUUGAACAGGAAGGUGGCGCGGUGGUCCUUCGCGGGCAAAUUUUUGUCAUCAGGUUGAAUCAUGAUGACGUCCGUGAUCUUCAGGUCGGAGUUCUAGAAAGAGGCCAGAGUUACCAACUUGCAAUUCCGAGUUGGAUGACCAUUCAAAACUUAUUUUCCCAGUCAAAACUCGUUUUUUUCAGAGUUCCCAGUUGUCUUGAACUCACUAAAGUCUGAGAUUUCCCAGUUCCGAGUUUCCAGUUGUUUUGAGCGCGGCAGAAGUCAUGCUGGAUUGACAGCAUGGCCAAUGUUGAAUGUUUAUCCCUUUAAGCUUGGAAAAGAGACCCUUAAACCCAGACUUGGACCACACACCCACUCCACUGAAUAGCAGGCUAGUGAUUGCUUUGCAAUGCUUGCAGUUAGCCACUGAUUCCUUCCAAACCACUCAUUGUUGAAUUUGCGAUUUCCAAUGGCCGAUGAGCAUCGAUACGUUUUAUUUAUAAUUUCUCUUCAUAAUUUCUCUUCAUAUGACAAGGAUUGAAAAGGAUUUGCCAGUAGAUUGUCGAAUUGAUUCAUGAUGAUGACUGCUAGUUUGCUAGCUAAGAUUUUGAAAGUAUGAUGUUGACAUGAUCAGUCCAAUCAAAGCUACGGUUGAUAUAACGUGAUUUGACGUCGUUUUAUCUGUGGCCAAUGACCUUGAGCAUUCUUGGAUGGACACUUCUAAUGUAACUAUGGCAGCACCAAAGGGGCUUGAAUUUUCUAGCUCUUUGCUGUGACGCAGGUAGCUUCGUGGUUAAGAGCGUUGUGCUAGUAACCGAAAGGUCGCUGGUUCUAAUCCCCGAGCCGACUAGGUGAAAAAUCUGUGGAUGUGCCCUUGAGCAAGGCACUUAAUUGCUCCUGUAAGUUGCUCUGGAUAAGAGCGUCUGCUAAAUGACUCAAAUGUAAUGAGUGACAGAAUGCUGAGCCAAUCAUGGCACAACUAGAGAACAUCACCAACCCCUACGCUCCGUAUUUUCCGCUGGCUGCCCCACCACCACCACAGAAAGCACUGAGCUAGGCUGAAACACAUGCAUUUUGGAGAUGCCUUACUCAAGAAAGCAAAAAAGAGACCAAAUUUGUAUGCAGCUUUAUCAACUCAAUUACUUUUUUUAAACAUUGUUUGCAAACUGAUAUGUGACACAUAUUAAUACCAAAAUAACAUGCAAAACAGGCUUUCUUUUUUUCUUUGCUUCCCCACCUGCCCUGAAUGACGGGUCGCCACUGAUCAAGAUGACCGUGCACUUUCACCACCCUGUGAAGUUCACCAUAAAUUAUUUCAUCUAUAUCCUAAUAAACUGCAUGGUUUCCCGAGUCGUACUGGGAGAACCACACACCAUAUCAUCGUGUGACUCCAAGUUGACUUCCAUAUGAUGGUUAUUAUAUCAAUAUUUGCGCAUAAAGGCGUUUCCACCGCCAUUUCUCGCAUUAUUAAUUUUACUGACACAAAAACAUCCCACCAUGUCGAACAAACAAAUGAUAUUUUACGGUAUGACUUUACGUGCUUAAAAACUGUGGAUGGAAACGUGGUUUAUGAUUCCAUCCCAUGGGAACCAUUUGUUGUCUUGCUAAUAAAUUACAUCUUAAAUAGUUUUUCAAAUUCGUGUUUUAUUAGACACAAUUUGUCCUGUAUUCAAGUCAAAGCAUAGACUAAGCUUAGAAGGAAUUUCAGGUGAUCUGAUGGCCCAUGUUCUGGAAUGUUCCCAUUUAUAUACAGUAGCUUCGCUCAUCAGCCAAAAGAUAAAAUGAAAGGUACACUUGCACUUUGUCUCUCCAAACAGGGUGAUGCAAUCUGUCCUACAGAGGGGUCCCACUGAUUGACAUUUACAAGCAGAGGCAGAGAGCAGUAAGUAUAAUUAUUUAAUGACUAUACCAUUUCUCAGAUCACUUUCAAUAUUUUACAUUUGGAUCCUUUCCUUGAAAAUGUGGUCUCAGUUUGGCUCAUUUUGGGAGACGAGAGGUUUCACUGGAAAGCCUGGUUUAGGCUACUCUGGACAUAGCUGAGUAAAUUCAACUCCAUAUACAUCUCAAUGGAUUUGAAUUGUGAUGAGUGUUGGCGAAGUGUACCUCUGUCUACUUCAAGUCCGUAUCAUUCAAUAAUUAAAUGUCCAUUCUUUAAUGCGUACCUUGUACCUACGUUUGUCCUGUGUAACUGCGUUCUUUUCUUUGGGUGCCGUAAUCUGUAGUUUUUGAUAAAAAUAGCUUUUUACGCGACUCCGCCAAGGGAGUGGUUGUUUGUUAACGGAUAAUGAGCAGCCCAUCAUUGCACGACAGGUUUUUGAGUUUUGGCAGGGGAUGCAUAGAAUACAAUAAAAAAAAAAACCUCUAUAACAAUCAGGACAAGCACAUAUACACAGUAAGCCUGUAAAAAAAAUAUAUAUGUAUAUAUAUAUAUAUAUAUAUAUAUAUAUAUGUGUAUAUAUACAGUGGGGAGAAGAAGUAUUUGAUACACUGCCGAUUUUGCAGGUUUUCCUACUUACAAAGCAUGUAGAGGUCUGUAAUUUUUAUCAUAGGUACACUUCAACUGUGAGAGAUGGAAUCUAAAACAAAAAUCCAGAAAAUCACAUUGUAUGAUUUUUAAGUAAUUAAUUUGCAUUUUAUUGCAUGACAUAAGUAUUUGAUACAUCAGAAAAGCAGAACUUAAUAUUUGGUACAGAAACCUUUGUUUGCAAUUACAGAGAUCAUACUAUUCCUGUAGGUCUUGACCAGGUUUGCACACACUGCAGCAGGGAUUUUGGCCCACUCCUCCAUACAGACCUUCUCCAGAUCCUUCAGGUUUCGUGGCUGUCGCUGGGCAAUACAGACUUUCAGCUCCCUCCAAAGAUGUUCUAUUGGGUUCAGGUCUGGAGACUGGCUAGGCCACUCCAGGACCUUGAGAUGCUUCUUACGGAGCCACUCCUUAGUUGCCCUGGCUGUGUGUUUCGGGUCGUUGUCAUGCUGGAAGACCCAGCCACGACCCAUCUUUAAUGCUCUUACUGAGGGAAGGAGGUUGUUGGCCAAGAUCUCGCGAUAUAUGGCCACAUCCAUCCUCCCCUCAAUACGGUGCAGUCGUCCUGUCCCCUUUGCAGAAAAGCAUCCCCAAAGAAUGAUGUUUCCACCUCCAUGCUUCACGGUUGGGAUGGUGUUCUUGGGGUUGUACUCAUUCUUCUUCUUCCUCCAAACAUGGCGAGUGGAGUUUAGACCAAAAAGCUCUAUUUUUGUCUCAUCAGACCACAUGACCUUCUCCCAUUCCUCCUCUGGAUCAUCCAGAUGGUCAUUGGCAAACUUCAGACGGGCCUGGACAUGCGCUGGCUUGAGCAGUGGGACCUUGCGUGCGCUGCAGGAUUUUAAUCCAUGACGGCGUAGUGUGUUACUAAUGGUUUUCUUUGAGACUGUGGUCCCAGCUCUCUUCAGGUCAUUGACCAGGUCCUGCCGUGUAGUUCUGGGCUGAUCCCUCACCUUCCUCAUGAUCAUUGAUGCCCCACGAGGUGAGAUCUUGCAUGGAGCCCCAGACCGAGGGUGAUUGACCGUCAUCUUGAACUUCUUCCAUUUUCUAAUAAUUGCGCCAACAGUUGUUGCCUUCUCACCAAGCUGCUUGCCUAUUGUCCUGUAGCCCAUCCCAGCCUUGUGCAGGUCUACAAUUUUAUCCCUGAUGUCCUUACACAGCUCUCUGGUCUUGGCCAUUGUGGAGAGGUUGGAGUCUGUUUGAUUGAGUGUGUGGACAGGUGUCUUUUAUACAGGUAACGAGUUCAAACAGGUGCAGUUAAUACAGGUAAUGAAUGGAGAAUAGGAGGACUUCUUAAAGAAAAACUAACAGGUCUGUGAGAGCCGGAAUUCUUACUGGUUGGUAGGUGAUCAAAUACUUAUGUCAUGCAAUAAAAUGCAAAUUAAUUACUUAAAAAUCAUACAAUGUGAUUUUCUGGAUUUUUGUUUUAGAUUCCAUCUCUCACAGUUGAAGUGUACCUAUGAUAAAAAUUACAGACCUCUACAUGCUUUGUAAGUAGGAAAACCUGCAAAAUCGGCAGUGUAUUAAAUACUUGUUCUCCCCACUGUAUGUGUAUAUAUAUAUAUAUAUAUAUACAUACAGUGGGGAAAAAAAGUAUUUAGUCAGCCACCAAUUGUGCAAGUUCUCCCACUUAAAAAGAUGAGAGAGGCCUGUAAUUUUCAUCAUAGGUACACGUCAACUAUGACAGACAAAAUGAGAAAAUAAAAUCCAGAAAUCACAUUGUAGGAUUUUUAAUGAAUUUAUUUGCAAAUUAUGGUGGAAAAUAAGUAUUUGGUCAAUAACAAAAGUUUCUCAAUACUUUGUUAUAUACCCUUUGUUGGCAAUGACACAGGUCAAACGUUUUCUGUAAGUCUUCACAAGGUUUUCACACACUGUUGCUGGUAUUUUGGCCCAUUCCUCCAUGCAGAUCUCCUCUAGAGCAGUGAUGUUUUGUCGCUGGGCAACACGGACUUUCAACUCCCUCCAAAGAUUUUCUAUGGGGUUGAGAUCUGGAGACUGGCUAGGCCACUCCGGGACCUUGAAAUGCUUCUUACGAAGCCACUCCUUCGUUGCCCGGGCGGUGUGUUUGGGAUCAUUGUCAUGCUGAAAGACCCAGCCACGUUUCAUCUUCAAUGCCCUUGCUGAUGGAAGGAGGUUUUCACUCAAAAUCUCACGAUACAUGGCCCCAUUCGUUCUUUCCUUUACACGGAUCAGUCGUCCUGGUCCCUUUGCAGAAAACAGCCCUAAAGCAUGAUGUUUCCACCCCCAUGCCUCACAGUAGGUAUGGUGUUCUUUGGAUGCAACUCAGCAUUCUUUGUCCUCCAAACACGACGAGUUGAGUUUUUACCAAAAAGUUCUAUUUUGGUUUCAUCUGACCAUAUGACAUUCUCUCAAUCCACUUCUGGAUCAUCCAAAUGCACUCUAGCAAACUUCAGACGGGCCUGGACAUGUACUGGCUUAAGCAGGGGGACACGUCUUGCACUGCAGGAUUUGAGUCCCUGGCGGCGUAGUGUGUUACUGAUGGUAGGCUUUGUUACUUUGGUCCCAGCUCUCUGCAGGUCAUUCACUAGGUCCCCCCGUGUGGUUCUGGGAUUUUUGCUCACCGUUCUUGUGAUCAUUUUGACCCCACGGGGUGAGAUCUUGCGUGGAGCCCCAGAUCGAGGGAGAUUAUCAGUGGUCUUGUAUGUCUUCCAUUUCCUAAUAAUUGCUCCCACAGUUGAUUUCUUCAAACCAAGUUGCUUACCUAUUGCAGAUUCAGUCUUCCCAGCCUGGUGCAGGUCUACAAUUUUGUUUCUGGUGUCCUUUGACAGCUCUUUGGUCUUGGCCAUAGUGGAGUUUGGAGUGUGACUGUUUGAGGUUGUGGACAGGUGUCUUUUAUACUGAUAACAAGUUCAAACAGGUGCCAUUAAUACAGGUAACGAGUGGAGGACAGAGGAGCCUCUUAAAGAAGAAGUUACAGGUCUGUGAGAGCCAGAAAUCAUGCUUGUUUGGAGGUGACCAAAUACUUAUUUUCCACCAUAAUUUGCAAAUAAAUUCAUUAAAAAUCCUACAAUGUGAUUUUCUGGAUUUUUUUUCUCCCAUUUUGUCUGUCAUAGUGGACGUGUACCUAUGAUGAAAAAUACAGGCCUCUCUCAUCUUUUUAAGUGGGAGAACUUGCACAAUUGGUGGCUGACUAAAUAGUUUUUCCCCCCACUGUAUAUAUAUAUAUAUAUAUAUAUAUAUAUAUAUAUAUAUAUAUAUAUAUAUAUAUAUAUAUAUAUAUAUAUACACACAGUACCAGUCAAACGUUUGGACAUACCUACUCAUUCCAGGGGUUUAUUUAUUUUUACUAUUUUCUACACUGUAGAAUAAUAGUGAAGACAUCAAAACUAUGAAAUAACACAUAUGGAAUCACGUAGUAACCAAAAAAGUGUUAAACAAAUCAAAAUAUAUUUAUAUUUCAGAUUCUUCAAAGUAGCCACCCUUUGCCUUGAUGACAGCUUUGCAGACAUUCUCUCAACCAGCUUCAUUAGGUAGUCACCUGGAAUGCAUUUCAAUUAACAGGUGUGCCUUGUUAAAAGUUAAUUUGUGGAAUUGAUUUCCUUCUUAAUGUGUUUGAGCAUAUCAGUGUUUGAGCAUAUCAGUUUGAUCAUAUCAGCCAUAUUAUGGCAAGAACAGCUCAAAUAAGCAAAGAGAAAUGACAGUCGAUCAUUAUUUUAAGACAUGAAGGUCAGUCAAUCCAGAACAUUUCAAGAACUUUGAACGUUUCUUCAAGUGCAGUGGCAAAAACCAUCAAGCGCUAUGAUGAAACUGGCUCUCAUGAGGACUGCCACAGGAAAGGAAGACCCAGAGUUACCUGCAGAGGAUACGUUCAUUAGAGUUAACUGCACCUCAGAUUGCAGCCCAAUAAAUGCUUCACAGAGUUCAAGGAACAGAGACAUCUCAACAUCAACUGUUCAGAGGAGACUGCGUGAACCAGGCCUUCAUGGUUGAAUUGCUGCAAAGAAACCACUACUAAAGGACGCCAAUAAUAAGAAGAUACUUUCUUGGGCCAAGAAACACGACCAAUGGACAUUAGACUGGUGGAAAUGUCCUUUGGUCUGAUGAGUCCAAAUUUGAGAUUUUUGGUUCCAACCGCAGUGUCUUUGUGAGACGCAGAGUAGGUGAACGGAUGAUCUCUGCAUGUGUGGUUCCCACCGUGAAGCAAGGAGGAGGAGGUGUGAUGGUGCUUUGCUGGUGACACUUUCAGUGAUUUAUUUAGAAUUCAAGGCACACUUAACCAGCAUGGCUACCACAGCAUUCUGCAGCGAUACACCUUCCCAUCUGGUUUGCGCUUAGUGGGACUAUCAUUUGUUUUUCAACAGGAUAAUGACCCAACACACCUCCAGGCUGUGUAAGGGCUAUUUGACCAAGAAGGAGAGUGAUGGAGUGCCGCAUCAGAUGACCUGGCCUCCACAAUCACCCGACCUCAACCCUACUGAGAUGGUUUGGGAUGAGUUGGACCGCAGAGUGAAGGAAAAGCAGCCAACAAUUGCUCAGCAUAUGUGGGAACUCCUUCAAGACUGUUUGAAAAGCAUUCCAGGUGAAGCUGGUUGAGAGAUUGCCAAGAGUGUGCAAAGCUGUCAUCAAGGCAAUUGGUGACUAUUUUGAAGAAUUUAAAAUAUAUUUUGAUUUGUUUAACACUUUUUGGGUUUCUACAUGAUUCCAUAUGUGUUAUUUCAAUGUUUUGAUGUCUUCACUAUUAUUCUACAAUGUAGAAAAUAGUAAAAAUAAAGAAAAACCCUUGAAUGAGUUGGUGUGUCCAAACUUUUGACUGGUACUAUAUAAACUCAGCAAAAAAAGAAACGUCCUCUCACUGUCAAUUGCAUUUAUUUUCAGCAAACUUAACAUCCUCCUCAUGGACUGCACCAGAUUUGCCAGUUCUUGCUGUGAGAUGUUACCCCACUCUUCCACCAAGGCACCUGCAAGUUCCCUGACAUUUCUGGGGGGAAUGGACCUAGCUCUCACCCUCCUAUCCAACGGUCCCAGACGUGCUCAAUGGGAUUGUGAUCCGGGCUCUUCGCUGGCCAUGGCAGAACACUGACAUUCCUGUCUCGCAGGAAAUCACGCACAGAACAAACAGUAUGGCUGGUGGCAUUGUCAUGCUGGAGGGUCAUGUCAGGAUGAGCCUGCAGGAAGGGUACCACAUGAGGGAGGAGGAUGUCUUCUCCGUAAUGCAAUGACAACAAGCUCAGUCCGAUGAUGCUGUGACACACCGCCCCAGACCAUGACGGACCAUCCACCUCCAAAUCGAUCCCGCUCUAGAGUACAGGCCUCGGUAUAACGCUCAUUCCUUCGACGAUAAAACCGCGACUCGUCAGUGAAGAGCACUUUUUGCCAGUCCUGUCUGGUCCAGCGACGGUGGGUUUGUGCCCAGAGGCGAUGUUGUUGCCGGUGAUGUCUGGUGAGGACCUGCCUUACAACAGGCCUACAAGCCCUCAGUCCAGCCUCUCUCAGCCUAUUGCGGACAGUCUGAGCACUGAUGGAGGGAUUGUGCGUUCCUGGUGUAACUCGGGCAGUUGUUGUUGCCAUCCUGUACCUGUCCCGCAGGUGUGUUGUUGCACGUGGUCUGCCACUGCGAGGACGAUCAGCUGUCCAUCUUGUCUCCCUGUAGCGCUGUCUUAGGCGUCUCACAGUACGGACAUUGCAAUUUAUUGCCCUGGCCACAUCUGCAGUCCUCAUGCCUCCUUGAAGCAUGCCUAAGGCACGUUCAUGCAGAUGAGCAAAGACCCUGGGCAUCUUUCUUUAGGUGUUUUUCAGAGUCAGUAGAAAGGCCUCUUUAGUGUCCUAAGUUUUCAUAACUGUGACCUUAAUUGCCUACCGUCUGUAAGCUGUUAGUGUCCUAACGACCUUUCCACAGGUGCAUGUUCAUUAAUUGUUUAUGGUUCAUUGAACAAGCAUGGGAAACAGUGUUUAAACCCUUUACAAUGAAGAUCUGUGAAGUUAUUUGGAUAUUUACGAAUUAUCUUGGAAAGACAGGGUCCUGAAAAAGGGACGUUUCUUUAUAUAUAUAUAUAUAUAUACUGCGUGUACAAAACAUUAGGAACACCUGCUCUUUCCAUGACAUAGAUGGACCAGGUGAAUCAAUGUGAAAGCUAUGAUCCCCUAUUGAUGUCACCUGUUAAAUCCACUUCAAUCAGUGUAGAUGAAGGGGAGGAGACUGGUAAAAUCAGGAUUUUUAAGCCUUGAGACAUGGAUUGUGCAUGCAUGCCAUUCAGAGGGACAAAAUAGUUAUGUGCCUUUUGAACGAGGUAUGGUAGUAGGUGCCGGGCAUACCAGUUUGAGUGUGUCAAGAACUGCAAUGCUGCUGGGUUGUUCACGCUCAACAGUUUCCCGUGUGUAUCAAGAAUGGUACACCACCCAAAGGACAUCCAGCCAACUUGACACAACUGUGGGAAGCAUUAGUCAAAUAUUAUUAUUAUAAUAUUUUUUUUUAUUUUUUAAGUUGGAUGGAGUUUUGGCCUGCCUGGUGACAUCACCAGGUGCUAAAUUAGUUAAUAGACCAAUUAGAAAGAGUUCCAAACCUCUCUGCCAAUAACAGCUAGUUUUCAGUUUUCCCCUCCCCACUCAGACUACUCCCAGACAGUCCUAGCUAAAUUCUUCCUUGAGAAAUUGCUCUUUGCUGAGAAGCUAUUUUUAUUUAUUUUUUAACAUUUUAAUUUAAAGGAGUCACAGUAAGGUACUUAAUUGUUACCCAGAAUUGACUUGAUAUGAAUAUAAAAAAGGCUGCAUCGGACCUUGUCGGGAAGAGUGGGGUGUGCCCGACUUCACAAGUGGGAGAGUAGGCACGCUCUGGCUGUGUCUUCCACACUGUUCCACUUGAGCGAGGUCCAGCCUGCACUCUUGUGCCAGUCAGUUGAUUUAGGGAAUGCCUUUCAGGUGUGGCUGAUUAGUAAUCCUGCACAGGUGUGUUGGGUGAACAGAGCUGUGGCGCUGUCUUCGGCUGGCCUGGUGCUGAAGGUAGUGCAGCCUUCCACAUUGCUGAACUGAGUGCCAAUGUCCACUGUGCUGCAGCCAGUGCCUCUGUCCAUGGUGCUGCACUGGGAGUCCUUCAGCCUUGCCUAUGCCCAUGCCACUCACGGAGACACAGACCUUUAAACAAAAACUACGGAUUGCAGCACCCAAAGAAAAUAAUGCAGUUACACAGGACAGGCUUAGGUACAAGGGACGCAUUAAAAAAGUAUCAACUGAUACCGACUCAUGUAGUCGGAGGUACACCCCGCCGACACUCAUCUUAACUCAACUCCAUUGAGAUGUAUGGAGUUGAGUUUACUCAGCUACUCUGGACACUGACAGUUUUUAGAUUAGUGACCCUAUUUUGUGGAAUCCGUUUUUUGCCUCCACCAGCAAUAACUGCACCAGCAGCACUAGCUUUGGGACUGCAACUAAGAUCUUGUAUACAGACGGGAAACAUGUAAAAAACAUAAAUUACUGUACACUUUUUUGGGCUGCAAUGAAUUUUGGACGACAGGCACCUGAUCGAUGUGCAACUAGGAUCCCAUACUGUGUACAAUAUCCUAGUUGCGGUUCCGAAGCUACAGCAGUACUGUGUGCAUUUCCUAUCAAAUGUAUUAUUUGUAAUAUAUAGAUACUUUACUGUCCUAAUAAAAUAUUGUAAUUUUAAUAGCCUAUUACAUAUUGUACAUAAUUAUAUAAAUAUUAAAAUGACAGUGGACCCCAAAAUCUAACUUUGUCAAAUAUUUCUCAGCUCGACUUUAGCAUUUCUUUUGGUAUGAAAAUGUCGGACAACCUUUGAUUUUGGAGUGUACUAUACAUUUAACGCUAGACUAAUUAAAUGUUUAUGUGUUAGUGUUGAACUUACCUUGCUGAGGACACUUUGCUUACAACAUCUAUCUUUUGUUUCCAUUGCGAGCUGAGAAAAGCAGAGGAAGAACCAUGACGUCCAGACUCCUCCCCCUCCUGGCGUGCAUCCCACUCCUCGCCAUGCCCCUCCUGGCACAGGAGCCCAGCGCUAUGGAAAUCCAGGACCUGAGCACCAGAAAUGCUGACUUCGCCGCCCGGCUGUACCGUGCCAUUGCUAGCAUCACUGAUGACAACGUCCUUCUCUCCCCAUUUACCGUAUCUCUGGGCUUAGCUGCAUUGAUGAGUGGCGCCGACGGCUCUACACGCGAGCAACUCCUUCAGGGCCUGAGUCUGAACGCUCUCGACCACCUAAGGAUCCCAGGUAUUUAGCCUUAGAGAAUAGAGAGGCAAGACCAGUAAGUGGGAGGGUGGUGGGUUAAAAUCCCAGGCUUGACCAGAGGAGGAAACGAACCGGUAACCGAAGAGUUCCUGGUAUCAGAUUAUUCUGCCGUUGUGCCCUUGAGCAAGGCACUUCACCUCAAAAAAGUUACAUUACUCUGCGGCUGACCCUGUAUUGUUUCCAUAAUUUUUCUGUUUGUUUGUGUUUGUCUGGGAAAAAAAUAAAAAAAUACAAAUGUACAUUUAAAUUGUAUUCUAUGCCAGAACUGUUCCAGAGUGUCCGGGAUAGCGUGGCCCAGAGCGGGUUUGGGAACCAGGGUAUCGGCAUCCUUCCCCGCCAGCAGUUCAAAGUGGACUCGAGCUACCGAGACAUUGUGCAGACCAAGUAUGGGGGAAAUGUCCAGGGGCUGGACUUCAGCGACGGGGCUGCCAAGGACACCAUCAACCAGUUAGCCUACACCUACACCAAGGAGCAGGUGAAGGAGGUGGUCAGCGCCAUCAACCCGCAGACCCAGAUGAUGCUAAUCACUGCCGUCUUCUUUCAAGGUGAGGAGUAGGCACAGGGGCUCAGUAGAGCAUGGCGCUUGCAACUCCAGGAUAAUGGGUUCGAUUACCUGGACCACCCAUACGUAAAAAAGUCGCUUUGGAUAAAAGCUUCUGCUAAAUGGCAAAUAUUAUUAUUAUUAUUAUUAUUAUUAUAUUAUACAGUAUUUUACACCUGUAUUUUAUGACCUUUUGUAAACAUAACUAUGUCCCGAGGCUAAAGCGCAAAGGGCAGAAGUGUCUGGGAAUUAGAUUAUUGGACGCACAGUCUGUUUUUAAACACAUCUUUCCAGGUGCCGUUCACUGCAUGCUCUGUUAGCACUGCUUUGUGGGUGAUGCUGUGCUGCUCCCAGCUUUGUUUGUGUGUAAGUGAGGUUGGGUAUUGUGACAGCAACAUGUAUCUUUUCUAUUUGAUUCCCUUUUCUGUUUCUCUCACCAGGCCAGUUUGCCCUCAACUUCAAUGCCAGCUUCACCCAGGAUGAGCGCUUCUACGUGAACAAGUACAAAAUUGCCAUGGUCCCCAUGAUGUUCCGCUCCGAUAAGUACCACCUGGCGUACGACCGCUCGCUCAAGCUGGGUGUCCUGAAGUUGCCCAUGACUGGCGGCUCCGCCAUGCUGGUGCUUCUGCCCGACGAGGACGUAGACUACACCUCCAUCGACGAGGAGAUCACGGGAGAACGUUUCCAAGGCUGGCUCAAACAGCUCAAGAGGACGUAGGUUGGAUGGCACUACAACAAUGGAAUGGGUUGCUUAUAUGUAGCAUAUGGGUCGUUCAACCUAAAAAUGCAUCAGAUUGUGCUGAAAUCGUUUCUGUAGUUAAAAACAAAUAAGAUUAGCAUUCCUGAAACAUUAUUUUGUUUAAAUAUAAUUUGAGCUCUGAGAAAUUAAGCUAAUUGAUUGCACCCAAAUUGGCCAUUUUAAAUGUAUAGGAUAUAUUCAUAUCAUUUUCAAUAAAUAUAGUACCUAACUUCCGAUUUGGAACAUAAUUCUUCCUAACUCUGGUUCGGUUCUAUUUUCGGCAUUGUCAUGCCCAAUGCAUUCACCAAGUAGUCAAGACUAUCGAUAAAAUGUUUAGCUUGUGAGACCACUUUAAAAUUGAUCUUAAUCACCAAAGCUUUAAUAAAAUAUGUAGUUUGGCAGCAGCAAAGUGACAUCCCCUUUUUAUCUAUGUAGGCUAUUACAUUACUUUAGCCAGCUCCUGUUAUUAUUUUGGAUGUGCGUAAAAACCCCUCCAUGUAGGCUAUACAGUGCAUUCGGAAAGUAUUCAGACCCCUUGACGUUUUCCACAUUUUGUUACGUUACAGCCUAAUUCUAAAAUGGAUUACAUCUUUUUUUCCUCAUCAAUCUACACAUAAUACCCCAUAAUGAUGAAGCAAAAACAGGUUUUUAGAAAUUUUUGCAAAUAUAUUGAAAAUAAAAAAACUGAAAUAUCACAUUUACAUACAUUACCAGUCAAAAGUUUGGACACACCUACUCAUUCAAGGGUUUUUCUUUAUUUUUACUAUUUUGUAGAAUAAUAGUGAAGAUGUCAAAACUAUGAAAUAACACACAUAGAAUCAUGUAGUAACCAAAAAAGUGUUAAACAAAUCAAAAUAUAUUUUAUAUUUGAGAUUCUUCAAAUAGCCACCCUUUGCCUUGAUGACAGCUUUGCACACUCUUGGCAUUCUCUCAACCAGCUUCACCUGGAAUGCUUUUCCAACAGUCUUGAAGGAGUUCCCACAUAUGCUGAGCACUUCACUCUGCCGUCCCACUCAUCCCAAACCAUCUCAAUUGGGUUGAGGUCGGGGGAUUAUGGAGGCCAGGUCAUCUGAUGCAGCACUCCAUCACUCUUCUUCUUGGUAAAAUAGCCCUUACACAGCCUGGAGGUGUGUUGGGUCAUUGUCCUGUUGAAAAAAAAAUGACAGUCCCACUAAGCCCAAACCAGAUGGGAUGGCGUAUCGCUGCAGAAAGCUGUGGUAGCCAUGCUGGUUAAGUGUGCCUUAAAUUCUAAAUAAAUUACAGACAGUGUCACCAGUAAAUCACCCCCACACCAUAACACCUCCUCCUCCAUGCUUUACGGUGGGAACUACACAUGCAGAGAUCAUCCGUUCACCCACACCGCAUCCCACGGCUGUCGGAACCAAAAAUCUCAGAUUUGGACUCCAGACUAAAGGACAAAUUUCCACCGGUCUAAUGUCCAUUGCUUGUGUUUCUUGGCCAAAGCAGGUCUCUUCUUCUUAUUGGUGUCCUUUAGUAGUGGUUUCUUUGCAGCAAUUCGACCAUGAAGGCCUGGUUCACACAGUCCCCUCUGAACAGUUGAUGUUGAGAUGUGUCUGUGACUUGAACUCUGUGAAGCAUUUAUUUGGGCUGCAAUUUCUGAGGCUGAUAACUCUAAUGAACUUAUCCUCUGCAGCAGAAGUAACUCUGGGUCUUCCAUUCCUGUGGCGGUCCUCAUGAGAGCCAGUUUCAUCGUAGCGCUUGAUGGUUUUUGCGACUGCACUUGAAGAAACUUUCAAAGUUCUUGAAAUGUUCCGUAUUGACUGACUUUCAUGUCUUAAAGUAAUAAUGGACUGUAAUUUCUCUUUGCUUAUUUGAGCUGUUCUUGCCAUAAUAUUUACCAAAUAGGGCUACCCCCCCUACCUUGUCACAACACAACUGAUUGUCUCAAAUUCCACAAAUUAACUUUUAAGAAGGCACACCUGUUAAUUGAAAUGCAUUAUAGGUGACUACCUCAUGAAGCUGUUUGAGAGAAUGCCAAGAGUGUGCAAAGCUGUCAAAGGCAAAGGGUGGCUAUUUGAAGAACCUCAAAUUUAAAAUAUAUUUUGAUUUGUUUAACACUUUUUUUUUUUGUUACGUCAUGAUUCCAAAUGUUUUAUUUCAUAGUUGUGAUGUCUUCACUAUUAUUCUACAAUGUAAAAAAUAUUAAAAAUAAAGAAAAACUCUUGAAUGAGUAGGUGUGUCCAAACCUUUGACUGGCAGUGUAAGUAUUCAGACCCUUUACUCAGUACUUUGUUGAAACACCUUUGGCAGAGAUUACAUCCUCAAGUCUUCUUGGGUAUGACGCUACAAGCUUGGCACACCUGUAUUUGGGGAGUUUCUCCCAUUCUUCUCUGCAGAUCCUCUCAAGCUUUGUCAGGUUGGAUGGGGAGCGUCGCUGCACAGCUAUUUUCAGGUCUCUCCAGAGAUGUUAGAUCGGGUUCAAGUCUGGGCUCUGACUGGGCCACUCAAGGAUAUUCAGAGACUUGUCCCAAAGCCACUUCUGCAUUGUCUUGGCUGUGUGCUUAGGGUCGUUGUCCUGUUGGAAGAUGAACCUUCACCCCAGUCUGAAGUCUUGAGUGCUCUGGAGCAGAUUUUCUUCAAGGAUCUUUCUGUACUUUGCUCCUUUCAUCUUUCCCUUGAUCCUGACUAGUCUCCCAGUCCCUGCUGCUCAAAAACAUCCCCACAGCAUGAUGCUGCCACCGCCAUGCUUCACCGUAGGCAUGGUGCCAGGUUUCCUCAAGAAGUGACGCUUGGCAUUCAGGCCAAAGAGUUCAAUCUUGAUUUCAUCAGACCAAAGAAUGUUGUUUCUCAUGUUCUGAGAGUCCUUUAGGUGCCUUUUGGCAAACUCCAAGUGGGCUAUCAUGUACCUUUUACUGAGGAGUGGCUUCCGUCUGGCCACUCUACUAUAAAGGCCUGAUUGGUGGAGUGCUGCAGAGAUGGUUGUCCUUCUGGAAGUUUCUCUCAUCUCCACAAAGGAAGUCUGGAGCUCUGUCAGAGUGACCAUCGGGUUCUUGGUCACCUCCCUUACCAAGGCCCUUCUCCCCACGAUUGCUCAGUUUGGCCGGGCGGCCACCUCUAGGAAGAGUCUUGGUGGUUCCAAACUUCUUCCAUUUAAGAAUGAGGCCACUGUGUUCUUGGGGACCUUCAAUGCUGCAGAAAUGUUUUAGUACCCUUCCCCAGAUCUGUGCCUUAACACACUCCUGUCUCGGAGCUCUACAGACAAUUCCUUCGACCUCAUGGCUUGGUUUUUGCUCUGACAUGCACUGUCAACCGUGGGACCUUAUAUAGACAGGUGUGUGCCUUUCCAAAUCAUGUCCAAUCAAUUGAAUGUACCACAGGUGGACUCCAAUCAAGUUGUAGAAACAUCUCAAGGAUGAUCAAUGGAAACAGGAUGCACCUGAGCUCAAUUUCGAGUCUCACAACAAAGGGUCUGAAAUAUUAUGUAAAUAAGGUAUUUCUGUUUUUUACCUUUUAAUACAUUUGGAAACAUUUCUAAAAACCUGUUUAUGCUUUGUCAUUAUGGGGUAUUGUGUGUAGAUUGAUGAGAUUUUUAUUUUUAUUUAAUCCAUUUUAGAAUAAGGCUGUAACAUAACAAAAUGUGGAAAAAGUCAAGGGGUCUGAAUACUUUCCGAAUGCACUGUAUGCCCAUCAUGGAACGAGAGAUGAGAUAAUCCGGUAAAACUUGUAUUUAGAAACAUUUAAGUUAUUUUCCUGGAGAAAUUGCUUGUUUUCCAUUUCGUUUGAUAAAAAAACAAGCCCUUAGUAGGCCAUCCUUACCCUACUAUAAUGAAAUCUGGUUCAACACCAUAUCAAUGGUAGGCCUAGGCUAUAUCUUUCUUAUUGAGAACGUGCCUCACACAUACAAUACAAUUUACGGGAGCCUAUAAUGUUUUUUAUUUGAGAAGUGCAAUGUGUAAAGGACUAUACUCGUUGAAGCCAAAUGGGUUUUGUUACUGUAGCUUAUGCUAUUUAGUAAACUGUUGAUAUCAAUCAACAAUGGACUAGGAUGAGAAUAUUCCGUGAUCCAAGCCGAAUUGGAGUUGAUGACAAGAUUGUCAAUAACCUACAGAACUUAAGGCAAACGCAUGCAGUAUUAAGCUAUGGAACGCCUUGAUUGGCCAGUGAGUGGCCAAGCCCUCGUCACAACUAUAACUUGUUUAUUCAUCAAAACCCAGCCCUUUUGCGCCACCGCCAGCUAUUGAGCUCAUAACGGCUGCAAAAAUAGCAAAAGUCUCUGACAUACCCCCAGACCUAUAGCGCCACCACCAGUGCUUAGAUUUAUCAUUGCGUUAGCUUUGUUCAAAUAGAGCCCAUCAUAUAUUACAUUUAGUCAAAAGUUUAGUAUUUGGUUCCAUAUUCCUAGCGCGCAAUGACUACAUCAAGCUCUACUACUCUACAAUAAUUAAAUGUAUAUGCUUUUGCAGUUUGUUUUGGUAGUGUUUCAGAUUAUGUUGUGCCCAAUAGAAAUGAAUGGUAAAUAAUGUAUUGUGUCAUUUUGGAGUCCCUUUUAUUGUAAAUAAGAAUAGAAUAUGUUUAUGAACACUUCUACAUUAAUGUGGAUGCUACCAUGAUGACUGAAUCGUGAAUAAUGAUGAGUGAGAAAGUUAGAGGCAUAAAUAUCAUACCCCACCAAAAAUGUUAACCUCCCAUUAUUGGUAAUGGUGCGAGGUUAACAUGUUUUGGGGGCAUGAAAAUACCCUCAAAUAAAAGGUGUCAGUCACCUCAUAGAAAACAUUUGAUCUCAAAUCCAAAAUGCUGGAGAAUAGAGCCAAUGCUGAUAGAGCAAAUGCUGGAGUAUAUUAUAAUAAUUCACUCAUUUGAUUUUAGAUUUAAAAAAAUAAUAAUAAUUGAAACACUCAACCAUUGGCCUUAUGACCCAUUCUUAAUGAUUAUUAUGUCACUUCCUGUGCUCUGCAGAAGGCUGGAGGUGCAGCUGCCUAGAUUUAUGCUGGAGCAGUCAUACUCCCUGCAGAAGGUCCUGCCAGGCCUGGGGAUCAGCGAGGUCUUCCAGGACAGCGCUGACUUCUCUGGCAUCGGUGGGGAAACGGGCCUGAGGCUCUCUGAGGUCAGUGUGUGUGUGUGAGCUGGUGUUUCUCCAUUAGUGUUUGUGUGUGUGUGUAUCCGUCAUUGAGUGUGCAUAUCUGUGUGUUGUUCAUCAGUGUGUACGUAUUUCUCCCUCAUAUACGUGUCUGUCACUGUGUGUCUCCCCAUAAGUAUGUGUCCACCACUGUGUGUUUGUAUCUGUCACUCGACGGCCUCUUGCUCAAGUGUUAGACUGAGAUAAUGGAGGAGUGAUAAGGAAGGUGAGAUACCCACUUUUUAGAUGCAGCCAACUUCCGGCGGUGUCUUGAAUGUCCACCUGUGGUUACUUUAUACUGUUUGGGUUAAUUGUUUCUGUGAAAGGGAAGACCGGAAUAGGCCUCUUGCAUUUCGUGGUGUCCUUAAUGUAUAAGCAAAGGCUCUUGGUAACUUGUGGCCACUGAGAACUACUUUUUAUAAUCAGAAAAUGAAAAGCUGCAUAAUAUUCCCAAAGCAAUGUCUCAUCAGAGCCCCAAGUGAAUACAAAUAAGUGAGUUGCUACAAAAUCAUCAUAAAGUGAUAAAAUAAUAAUAUAUUAUGUGAUAAUAUAUAUCAGUGCUUUCCAAAAGUUAAAUUGGCAUAUCGAUUUCUUUGGUGACAUUAUUCUCGUAAUGUCAAGCAUUCAUUCACAGUAAAGACAAAGCCUUCCAGAGUAAGAGAAGUCAAGGUUAGUAUAUUUAAAAAGGUUAGUACAUUCAAAAAGGUUAGUACAUUCAAAUCCGGUAAGCGUGUGAACAUCCGAUAUGUCACGUGUUGAAUGAGGGAGAGCUCGGUUUGUUGUAUUUAACUUUUUGAAAGUCUCUAAAGAAAAUGUGCUUACUAGCUACCUUUUUGAAUUUGGAUCCUGUGACGCGGUUAGCCGUUGUUGCUGGGACCGCAAUACAGUGCCUUCAGAAAGUAUUCACUCCCCUAGACUUUUUCCACAUUUUGUUGUGUUACAAAGUGGGGUUAAAAUUGAUUUCAUUGUCUUUUUUGUCAGCAAUCUACACAAAGUACUCUAAAGUUAAAGUGAAAGGAAAAAUGUCAUUGUUUUUACAAACUAAUUUAAAAAAUACAUGUUAGAAACACCUUUGGCAGCAAUUAUUUUCUUUUGGGGUGAGUCUCUUAAGAGAUUUGCACACCUGGAUUGCGCAAUAUUUGCCCAUUAUUCUUUUUACAAUCCUUCAAGCUCUAUCAAGUUGGUUGUUGAUCAUCUCUAGACAGCCAUUUAAGUCUUGCCAUAGGUUUUCAAGCAGAUUUAGGUCAAAACUGUAAGUAGGCCACUCAGGAACAUUCAAUGUCAUCUUGGUAAGCAACUCUAGUGUAGAUUUGGCCUUGUGUUUUAGGGUUAUUGUCCUACUAAAAGGUGAAUUUGUCUCUCAGUGACUGUUGGAAAGCAGAUUGAACCAGGUUUUCGUCUAGGAUUUUGCCUGUGCUUAGCUACAUUCCGUUUUUUUUAUAUCCUGAAAAACUCCCCAGUCCUUGCCGACGACAAGCAUACCCAUAACAUGAUGCAGCCACCACCAUGUUUUAAAAUAUGGAGAGUGGUACCCAGUGAUGUGUUUUGCUGGAUUUGGCCCAAAUAUAACACUUUGUAUUUAGGACAAAAAGUUAAUUCCUUUGUCACAUUUUUUACAGUAUUAUGUUAGUGCCUUGUUGCCAACAGGAUGCAUCUUUUGGGAUAUUUUUUUAUUCUGUACAGGCUUCAUUUACACUCUUGUCAUUAAGGUUAGUGGUUUGAAGUAACUACAAUAUUGUUGAUCCAUCCUAAGUUUUCUGCUAUUCCAGCCAUUAAACUCUGUAACUAUUUUAAAAUCACAAUUGGCCUCAUGGUGAAAUCCCUGAGCGGUUGUCUUUUUCUCCGGCAACUCAGUUCGGAAGGAGGUCUGUAUCUUUGUAGUGACUGGUGAACAUCCACUUGUAUUGAUCAUAUCUUCACUAAUGCUGCAGAGAUUUGCUCCAAAGCAAUAUCAGUUUCCAUUGGCUGUAGUGACCAUAACAUUGUGGCAAUAACAAGGAAAGCCAAAGUGCCAAAUGUUGGUACUAAAGUAAUUUAUAAGAGAUCAUACAAAAUGUUUCCUCAGGAUUCUUUUGUUGAAGACAAUGUAUGUUGGUCUGAUGUGUGUGAGGAAGUGAAUCCAGAUGCAGCACUUCUAAUAUUUGUAAAAGUAUUAAUGCCAAUUGUUGACAAGCACGCACCUGUUAAGUAACUAACUGUGAGAACUGUUAGAGCCCCCUGGAUUGAUGAUGAAUUGCAAAAUUGUAUGGUUCAAAGAAAUGAUGCAAAAGAGGUGGCAAUCAAGUCGGCUGCUCAGCUGAUUGGUCGACAUACUGUCAAUUGAGAAAUGUUGUGACUAAACGUAACAAAAAGAAGAAUAAAUGAUAUUACCAAACAAAGAUAAAUGACAUAAAACACAAUGGAAAAAUACUUUGGAGUACCUUAAAUAAUAUCAUGGGUGGAAAACCCAAUUCAUCUGCAUAGUUCAUUGAAGUUGAUGGGUCAUUUAUAACAAAACCUUUCAAUAUUGCCAAUCAUUUCACUAGUAAAGUGGAAAAACUCAGAAGUGAAAUGACAACAUUGAACCAUCAUACAGUAUUACUGUUUUGAAUUUGGUCAUGUUAGUGUGGGAGAGGAUGGAAAAACUAUUGUUAUCAAUAAUGAUAAGCCUGACAACCUUGAUGGGAAACUACUGAGAAUGGUAGCAGACUGUAUUGCCACCCCUAUUUUCGAUAUAUUUAACCAAAGCAUAAAGGUGUGUGUGUGUGUGUGUGUGUGUUUAACUAUACUUGUGGGGACCAGAAGUCCCCACAAGAAUAGUAAACGAACAAACAUUUGAUCAACUGGGAACAUUUUGUUAGUCCCCACAAGGUCAAAUGCUAUUUCUAGGAGGUUUAGGGUUAAGGUUAGAAUUAGUGUUAGGUUUAGAAUUAGGUUUAGGGUUAGGAGCUAGGGUUAGGUUUAGGGUUAAGGUUAGGUUUUGGGGUUAAGGUUAGGGUAAGACUUAGGGAAAAUAGGAUUUUUAAUGGGACUGAAUUGUGUGUCCCCACAAGGUUAGUUAUACAAGACUGUGUGUGUGUGUGUCCCCACAGGCGUGGAAGGAAGCUAAAGUAAUUCCACUGCCUAAAAAAUAGUAAAGCAUCCUUUGCUGGCUCUAACAGCCCCCCAAUCAGUUUUCUGCCUGUUCUUAGUAAAAUGAUGGAGGAUUGUGUUUUACCAAAUACAAUGCUAUUUUUACAUCAACAAAUAACCUUAAAUUCAUUACAGUUUAAUCUCUUAUCAAAAUGAAAAGAAACCAAUAAAUACAUUUACUCAAUAAAAUAAAAAAUGUAUUUCUCAAAAACGUCUCUAUAUUGUCCAAUACAAUAAUCUGUACUCUUAAAUGUUUUUUUAUAUGGCGACCCCACUGCAGUUCCCCCAACCCCGACUUUGAAAACCAGUGCUCUAAGACCUAAGACCAACUGGAGUUGUACUUCAAGGGUGUGACCAUUGAGCAAGUUGAGGAAGCUAAACUUCUAGGUAUAACAUUGUAUGGUCAAUUAUCAUGGUCAAGACAUAUUGACAAAGUUGAUGUGAAGAUGGGGAGGGGUAUGUCUGUUAUAAAAAUAUGUUCUGCAUUUUUUACACAAACCAACUGUAGUAGUUGUUCAGGCUCUGGUCUUGUCCCAUCUUGAUUACUGUCCAGUAAAAUGGUCAAGUGCAGCAAAGAAAGACCUAGCAAAGCUGUAGCUGGCUCAAAACAGAGCAGCACACCUUGCCCUUAACUGCACAUACAGAACUAACAUCAACAGUAUGCAUGGCAGUCUUUCCUGGUUGAGGGUUGACAAGAGAUUAACUGCUUCUCUUCUAGGUAUGAGAAAUAUUACUGUGACAAAAAUUCCAGAUUGUCUGCAUAAUCAAAUAACAUUCAGCUCAGACACCCAUACACACCCUCACAGUCCCCAAGUCCAAAAUGAAUUCACGGCAAUGCAGUUUUAUACAGAGCCAUGAUUGCAUGGAAAAUCUCCAAUUACCCAAGCAAACAGCAAAUGUACCAUUAAAAAACGGAUUAAAAAACAACUCAUGGUAUGGCGGGGACUAUAAGGGGACACACACACAUUCUUUUUUGGUUGCAUUGUUUGUACAGUGCAUUCAGAAAGUAUUCAGACCCAUUUACUUUUUCCUUAUUUUGUUACGUUACAACCUUAUUCUAAAAUGGAUUAAAUUGUUUUUGUUCCCUCAUCAAUAUACACACAAUACCCAUAAUGACAAAGCAAAAACAGGUUUUUAGAAUGUAAAAAACAAAUAACAUUUACGUAAGUAUUCAGACCCUUUACUCAGUACUUUGUUGAAGCACCUUUGGCAGCGAUUACAGCCUUGAGUCUUCUUGGGUAUGAUGCUACAAGCUUGGCACACCUGUAUUUGGGGAGUUUCUCCCAUUCUUCUCUGCAGAUCCUCUCAAGCUCUGUCAGGUAGGAUGGUGAGCGUCGAUGCACAGCUAUUUUCAGUUCUCUCCAGAGAUGUUCGAUCGAGUUCAAGUAAGGGCUCUGGCUGGGCCACUCAAGGACAUUCAGAGACUUGUCCCAAAGCCACUCUUGCGUUGUCUUGGCUGUGUGCUUAGCUUAGAGUCGUUGUCCUGUUGGAAGGUGAACCUUCGCCCCAGUCUGAGGUCCUGAGCGCUCUGGAGCAGGUUUUCAUGAAGGAUCUCUCUGUACUUUGAUCCGUUCAUCUUUCCCUCGAUCCUGACUAGUCUCCCCGUCCCUCCCCACAGCAUGAUACUGCCACCACCAUGCUUUACCAUAGGAAUGGUACUAGGUUUCCUUCAGACGUGACGCUUGGCAUUCAGGCCAAAGAGUCCAAUCUGGGUUUCAUCAGACCAGAGAAUCUUGUUUCUCGUGGUCUGAGUCCUUUAGGCAAACUCCAUGCGGGAUGUCAUGUGCCUUUUACUGAGGGGCUUCCGUUAAGGCCACUCUACCAUAAAGGCUUGAUUGGUGGAGUGCUGCAGAGAUGGUUGUCCUUCUGGAAGGUUCUCCCAUCUCCACAGAGGGAUUCUGGAGCUCUGUCAGAGUGAUCAUCGGGUUCUUGGUCACCUCCCUGACCAAGGCACUUCCUCCCGAUUGCUCAGUUUGGCCGGGCGGCCAACUCUAGGAAGGGUCUUGGUGGUUCCAAACUUCUUCCAUUUAAGAAUGAUGGAGGCCACUGUGUUCUUGGGGACCUUCAAUGCUGCAGACAUUUUUUGGUACCCCUCCCCAGAUCUGUGCCUCGACACAAUCCUGUCUCGGAGCUCUACGGACAAUUCCUUCGACCUCAUGGCUUGGUUUUUUCUCUGUCAACUGUGGGACCUUAUAUAGACAGGUGUGUGCUUUCAAAAUCAGUUGUAGAAACAUCAAGGAUGAUCAAUAGAAAGAGGAUGCACCUGAGCUCAAUUAUGAGUCUAAUAGCAAAGGGUCUGAAUACUUAUGUAAAUAAGGUAUUUCUAAUACAUUUGCCAAAAUGUCUAAAAACCUGUUUUCGCUUUGUCAUUAUGGGGUAUUGUGUGUAGAUUGACAUUUUAGAAUAAGGCUGUAACGUAACAAAAUGUGGAAAAAAUCAAGGGGUCUGAAUACUUUCCGAAUGCACUGUAUAUUGUUGUAUUUUACAUUUGUGUGACUUUCCUUGUCUAUCAGUGUUUUGUUACUUGUCAUGUUGUGAUAACUAAUGUAAAAUAUACUGUAUCCGUAAAAUGUAUAUAGGUUCAGAACUUUGUCCGUAGAGCUCUGAGACAGGAUUGUGUUGAGGCACAGAUCUGGGGAAGGGUACCAACAUAUGUCUGCAGCAUUGAAGGUCCCCAAGAACACAGUGGCCUCCAAAUGGAAUACGUCUAGAACCACCAAGACUCUUCAUAGAGCUGGCCACCCGGCCAAACUGAGCAAUCGGGGGAGAAGGGCCUUGGUCAGGGAGGUGACCAAGAACCCGAUGGUCACUCUGACAGAGCUCCUCUGUGGAGAUGGGAGAACCUUCUAGAAGGACAACCAUCUCUGCAACACUCCACCAAUCAGGCCUUUAUGGUAGUGGCCAGAUGGAAGCCACUCCUCAGUAAAAGACACAUAUGACAGCCCGCUUGGAGUUUGCCAAAAGGCACCUGAAGAACUCUCAGACCACGAGAAACAAGAUUCUCUGGUCUGAUGAAACCAAGAUUGAACUCUUUGGCCUGAAUGCCAAGCGUCACAUUUGGAGUUAAUCUGGUACCAUCCCUACGGUGAAGCAUGGUGGUGGCAGCAUCAUGCUGUGGGGAUGUUUUUCAGCGGCAGGGACUGCGAGACUAGUCAGCAUCGAGGGAAAGAUGAACGGAGCAAAGUACAGAGAGAUCCUUCAUGAAAACCUGAAUACUUUCCGAAUGCACUGUAUAUUGUUGUAUUUUACAUUUGUGUGACUUUCCUUGUCUAUCAGUGUUUUGUUACUUGUCAUAUUGUGUUUUUUGUGGACCCAAAAGCUAAUGGGAGAUCCAAAUAAACAAGGAAGCUGCAUUUUCGAAAGGCCAUCAUUAGGCUUCCAUCAGCCUCGUGUUGAAGGUGACUGUUAGCACUAUCAUGCCAACUCCUUGCCACUCUUUGUCAAUGUCAUGACAAUGGCAUUUGGCUUGACCAGGACACUGGACAGCAAUGGAGUAGGCAAGAGCACAAACAGGUCUGGGGCCAGUUAGCAGCAUUAUUCACUUUCCUUACUACAUCUUAACCAUGCAAUCCUUUCUUAGCUUUCUUAUUCUGUGGUUUCAGGUUGUGCACAAGGCGGCCAUCACCGUGGACGAGACCAGCAGCACCGGGAAUGCUCGUGCCCCGAACAUCUUCGCUAGUCUACCUCCUCGGCUCACCGUCAACCGGCCUUUCCUCUUCCUCAUUUACCACCAGGCCACCAGCAGCAUUCUCUUCAUGGGCAGGGUGAUCGACCCCACCAAGAAGUAACUGCGACCGUAACCAUCGUGUCAUAUAAGUGUUUGUGGUUGAGUAAUAACACUGUAACUAACGGUCUUGUCUGCCUGUAUUGUCCUCUUAUAAACACUCAAGUUGCAGGGCACCAUAUGAGUCUGUGUAGAUAGUAUUAAUGCAUCCUUUUGGUGAUUUACUUGGUGAACUAUAGGUCAUAUUCAGAUAUAGUGACACUUGAGGUCAAAUUGCAGUUGGACAAAAUGUCUAGUUUUUCAGUAAUUGCACACUAAUAUGCUGAGCAGUUAUGUGAUGGCCUUCAUCUUAAGUACUACUAUCCUUCUCUUUUUAGCUCCCUCCCUUUGAGGCUUAAUUUGUCAUUUAAAAGGCACUGAACAUGUUUUGCCUUCUGUAAUCUAAAAUGAUAGAAUUUGCAGUAUGUAACCUAUAGGGACCAAUUGUGUUUAAAUCAAAACAAAGGACUAACAAACUCUGUGGUGUUUUCCGG